GGCGGGGCUAGGGCUCUGGCCCCCACUGCCCGGCUCCUGGGGGCUGUGACCCGGAUCCGUGGCCCCUGAGAGUCAGCCAGGAGCGGGGCAGGAGAGACAGCGCCGGAGACCGGCGGCUCUGGACCGGGUCCGAGCCUCGGGCUGCGCGUCGGGGCGGCGGCGCGGGCAGGCCAUGCCCCGGGACUCCCCGUCGCUGUGGGAGCUGGUGGAGGAACACGUUCCGCUCCCGGAGCGGCCCGAAGUAAGGAGGAUUCUGGGGGAGACCACGGUGGACCUGAGCCUGGAGCUGCGGACGGAGGUGAUGAUGCUACGGUCACUGCUCCGAGAGGCUCGAUCCUCCCAAGCCCCUGGCUCCUGCCGCACCCCUGACCCCUCCUCCCUGCUGGCACCGCCGCCCCUGCUAAGAGACCUUGUGCGUCAGGAGCUGCGGCAGCUGCUCCAGGACCUCCGCCAGAAAGCCAGCUUCGAGGGCAGGGACCAGACUCAGGCUUGGGUCCAGUAUAACCCCAGGGUCCUGCGCUUUGCCUUGGAGGAGCCCAGGUGUGAUUUACCAGAACAGGAGAUGUUCCAGAUGAGAGCUGGUGAACCCAGCAGCAGUCCCAGGGAUCUCAGCAUCAUCAGGGACCAACUGGACGCGUCCAACAUUGAUCAGGCGGCCGGACACCUGCGGGGCCUCCUGGAGGAGGAGUGUCGCGCCUUGGAGAGGGAGCUCCCCAUCCUGCAGCGCUGCCUGGAAGAGGAGUAUAUGGGAGCACCCCAGCCCUCCGAGGCAACCCUAGAGCCCACGCUGGCAGAGCUAAAGGAGCAGAAGGCAGCCAUGCAACAGGAGCUGCAGGCACCUCUGAGGCCCUGCUGUGUCUCCCCCAGCCACAGGCAGCAGCCCCUGAGGUCCUCCAGUCAGGGCCUCAGACCCUUGCCUUGCCUCCGUGGGGCCGCUGGAGUUUGGGGCCAGCCUCUCCAGUGCUGCCUGCCUGCUCCUCCUCUGGAGCGCUGCGCUCGCCCGCGGGGCCUGGCCGCCACCUGCCGCUGGGGACGGAAGCUUCGGUGCAGCCUCAGGGAAAGGCCAGCUUCUACUCCAGUGUCCAGUGCAGUGCCCCAGGCCCCAACCUGAGGACUGGUCAUGAAGUAGGCUUCGGCUUCUGUUGGAACUCGCGCUGUCUGCUGCUGCCACCUCUCAGCUGCUGUGGCCCCGCCGCUUCAGAUC
This is a messenger RNA of Ceratotherium simum simum (southern white rhinoceros), 1204 nucleotides long. It is a transcript of the gene CCDC24, whose product is annotated as coiled-coil domain containing 24. Lineage: Eukaryota; Metazoa; Chordata; Mammalia; Perissodactyla; Rhinocerotidae. The record is from RefSeq and is a predicted model, not a curated record.